UUCCACUUGACACAAAGAAAGGCAAGUACCAUUUUUAUCAAUCUUAUCACCCUUUUGCAUUGCACCUACAAAAGGGCCACCCCUUCUUCCCUUCUCAACUUGUACUUCAUCUAAUUCAAUACUACAACUUCUGAAUCACUUAGUUGAAUUGAAUUAUCUUCAAAAUGAGAGAAAUCCUUCAUGUUCAAGCUGGUCAAUGUGGCAACCAAAUUGGAGGCAAGUUUUGGGAGGUGAUGUGUGAUGAACAUGGGAUUGAUGCCACUGGAAAUUACGUAGGCAAUUCCCAUCUUCAACUUGAGAGGGUUAACGUGUACUACAAUGAAGCAAGUGGAGGACGCUAUGUUCCUCGAGCUGUGCUUAUGGACCUUGAACCAGGGACCAUGGAUAGCUUGCGUUCUGGUCCUUUUGGAAAAAUAUUCAGACCUGAUAAUUUCGUGUUCGGCCAAAAUGGAGCUGGUAACAACUGGGCUAAAGGGCAUUAUACUGAGGGAGCUGAGCUUAUUGAUUCUGUUCUUGAUGUUGUUCGAAAAGAAGCUGAGAACUGUGACUGCUUGCAGGGGUUCCAAAUUUGUCACUCACUGGGAGGAGGAACUGGGUCUGGAAUGGGUACCUUGCUUAUCUCAAAGAUCAGAGAAGAGUAUCCGGAUAGGAUGAUGUUGACAUUCUCAGUGUUCCCGUCUCCAAAGGUCUCUGACACCGUGGUUGAACCCUACAAUGCCACUCUCUCUGUUCAUCAACUAGUUGAGAAUGCGGAUGAAUGCAUGGUCCUUGAUAACGAGGCACUCUAUGAUAUCUGUUUCCGUACACUCAAGCUCACAAAUCCAAGUUUUGGUGAUCUGAACCACUUGAUCUCAACAACAAUGAGCGGGGUAACGUGCUGCCUCCGCUUCCCCGGGCAGCUGAACUCCGACCUCCGCAAACUCGCCGUAAACCUAAUCCCUUUCCCUCGCCUCCACUUCUUCAUGGUCGGUUUCGCGCCCCUCACAUCCCGCGGCUCCCAGCAGUACCGCUCCCUCACCAUCCCGGAACUCACCCAGCAAAUGUGGGACGCGCGGAACAUGAUGUGCGCCGCCGAUCCUCGGCACGGCAGGUACCUGACGGCGUCCGCCAUGUUCCGCGGCAAGAUGAGCACCAAAGAAGUGGACCAGCAGAUGAUCAACGUGCAGAACAAGAACUCCUCCUACUUCGUGGAGUGGAUCCCCAACAACGUCAAGUCCAGCGUCUGUGACAUCCCUCCCACGGGCCUCUCCAUGUCCUCCACCUUCAUGGGGAACUCCACCUCCAUUCAGGAGAUGUUUCGCCGCGUCUCCGAGCAGUUCACUGUCAUGUUCAAGAGAAAAGCCUUCUUGCAUUGGUACACUGCCGAGGGAAUGGAUGAGAUGGAGUUUACCGAGGCUGAGAGCAACAUGAAUGACUUGGUGGCAGAGUAUCAACAGUAUCAAGACGCCGCCGCCAGCGAAGAAGGCGAGAACGAGAUCGAUGACGAGGAAGCCAUGGCUGCAUGAGAGCCUCAUUAAAGCCUCUCCGGAAGAAAUUAUUAUAUAAUCUAGAUUACCACGUCAUCAUGGUCGACUCAAUUUUCACUGUUACAUUAAUCAAAAUUUUUAAUAUACAAUAACAAAUUUUGAUUAGAUGCAAUGUGAAGAUUGAUCAAAAUUAUUACUAUUUAAUGAUUUCUAGUGAUGUCAUGAGAAAUGCAAAUCAAAACACUUGGUAUAUGCCAUAUGGUGAUGGUAAGGGAAAGGAAAGGAAAGGAUGUGUUUGUAUAGUUAAUGCUAGGUACAUAUGAGAUGUGGGGUGAGUAGUAUUUUUUACGGAUUUUGUUUUGAUAUUUUUCUUUCUUAUUGGCUUCGUUGUGGGUUUUGUUUGUUAUUGUUAAUGCUAUUAUUUCAUGGCUUUUGUUUUGUA
Messenger RNA from Glycine soja, 1908 nucleotides. Its product is annotated as tubulin beta-1 chain-like. Bases 165 to 1505 code for a protein of 446 amino acids. The transcript is spliced from 3 exons. Lineage: Eukaryota; Viridiplantae; Streptophyta; Magnoliopsida; Fabales; Fabaceae. Gene Ontology annotation, molecular function: GTP binding; structural constituent of cytoskeleton; GTPase activity. Gene Ontology annotation, biological process: mitotic cell cycle; microtubule cytoskeleton organization. Gene Ontology annotation, cellular component: cytoplasm; microtubule. The record is from RefSeq and is a predicted model, not a curated record.